UCCAAGUAACGAGGAUUCAAAUACCCCUCGACGCGGUUCACGUUCUUUCCUUCCUCACGCUUACAACCAACCAACUUGAUCAACGGCAACCCAACCAGGACACUCAACGACCUCCAAGCAGAAAAGAUGUUUCGUCGCCGUUGGUCAGGCCUUCCAGCUGAACCAAAGUUCACCCCAGACCUCAAGGAGCUCGGAUACUUCAUCAACGAGGAAGAUGAAGUUCGCUACUGGCAAGACCCCGACUUCUACUUCAAGUACUUCUCGACCAAGAACGUGAGGUACAACGACUGUCAGCGCUUCGCCUUCAACGAGGUAGUCAAACAGAUCAUCGACUCACGCCUCGAAGCCGAAGGCCUGAAGAAGGCCCUCCUCCCGCUCGGCGUUGCCAGCGAGGAUGAGCGUCAUGUCAAGAUCCGUCUCAGCGAGGAUCUCUCCACCAAGUCGCGCGUCGUGAUCAUCUUCGGCCAGUCCGGCCAGGACUUUGGCAUUCUGGCGCACCGUGUGGCCAGCGGAUUGGGCGGUCUCAACAAGGGCUCGAUGAUGAACAUGGUCAAGGCUCUCAAGCAGCAGAAGUCUUCCGCCACCGACGACGCUGCGCCCGGCAUCAUCCUCGCCAACCCUGGCAACCUCUGGUGGUGGCCUGAGGGGAAGAAAGGGCUGAGUGAGUUUGCUCGUCACCAGAUUCCGGGUAGCAGUCUGGUUCACUGGGGUUGGCACCACGAUCCGGAGAGGAAUACCAUUCCGGAGAAUGCCAAUCCGACGGAGCAUGUCAAGUAUAUCUUUGAGAAGGUGGUGCCGCAGUUCGUUAGUGAGAAGGCCAAGAUCGAUGUCAUCGCGCUCGGUGACAUGGCGGAUGAGGUGGAGCAGUACCUCGACAAUGACGAUGUCUGGGCGAAGAUCGGACACAGGCUGAACGCUCUCGUUGUGCUGGGUGGCUUUUACGAUAUGCGUGAGGCAAACUGCCAGGGCUUCAAAAAGUUCGUGGAUCAGCGUGGACGCGCCUACAUCAUGAACCAGGAUCCCCUCGACACCCUUAUCGCCGGCCCGGAUGGCGGUAGCCGCGCCGUCACCGGCUACGUCGGCUACGGCUGCCCUACCUACAGUGUCGGCCCCGACGCCUUCAUCAUGGAGCUCGUGCUCAUCGAGGCCGGCUCAGCAGUUCUGAAGUGGCUGCAGGAGGUCGCUAUGGAUAAGGAUUACGUCAAUGAGAGGGUUCACAUCUUCCCCGAGGAAGAGGAGGAUGACGGUAAAUGGCCAGGAUGGGAUAAGGACGACGAUGAGUCCAAGGAGGAGACUGAGGAGUUGAAGGAGAAGCACAAGGAAGACGGAGACAAAAGGGACGAUGAUGAACAGGUGGCCAAGAAGGUCAAAGUCAGAGUUCAGAGAGACGUCCAGCCUCCUUCUAAGGAUGAACCCGAGGGUAUCGACGAGGAGUUGGCCAAGGAGAUGUCCAAGAGAGAAAGGAUGGCGGAUGGCAAUGCUGACUCUGAGGAGGAGAUCUAAGAGAAAUCCUAGGAAACCAAGGCUGGUGGUUUCUCGCGUAGGACCGACUCGGUCAAAGGGUUGGGGUGGGUGCUAUCUUCCCAGUUACGAGGAUAAGUGAGACGGGGAUGAUCACACAGGUACGGAACGGGAAGUGCAUCUAGGCUUGGAGUGCCCUCCUCCCAUCCAUGUCGGCGCGAUCUCCUACACAUAAUAGUCUGCAAAUAGUGAAAGGAAGAGGCCAAUCUUCGAGUCAAACAGACGGGGACGUGAUCUUGAGCUCUCCAGGAUUUCCGAUAUUUCUAGAGUUAGUCUAGAGUGGUUUAGUCAAGGCCAUCCGGUGCUGUUUCACAACUAGCCUGAGGUGUUUUCGGAAAUUUCAAGUCGAUAGAUAUCAUGAAUCACAUCGAUAAUCUCCUAGCUGU
Neurospora tetraspora is the source of this 1907-nucleotide messenger RNA. RefSeq names its product Arb2 domain-containing protein. The record is from RefSeq and is a predicted model, not a curated record. Gene Ontology annotation, biological process: regulatory ncRNA-mediated heterochromatin formation. The transcript has 4 exons. NCBI's taxonomy places the organism in Eukaryota, Fungi, Ascomycota, Sordariomycetes, Sordariales, Sordariaceae. Gene Ontology annotation, molecular function: siRNA binding. Bases 127 to 1503 code for a protein of 458 amino acids. Gene Ontology annotation, cellular component: nucleus.